This is a messenger RNA of Bactrocera dorsalis (oriental fruit fly), 1892 nucleotides long. RefSeq names its product sorting nexin-2 (gene Snx1). Bases 164 to 1540 code for a protein of 458 amino acids. The transcript is spliced from 8 exons. The record is from RefSeq and is a predicted model, not a curated record. Gene Ontology annotation, cellular component: endosome membrane; endosome. NCBI's taxonomy places the organism in Eukaryota, Metazoa, Arthropoda, Insecta, Diptera, Tephritidae. Gene Ontology annotation, biological process: early endosome to Golgi transport. Gene Ontology annotation, molecular function: phosphatidylinositol binding.
GUCCAAUUGACAAAUGUAAAUUUCACAUUUGCAUUCUUUGUGUUUUUGGGUGGUACAAUAAAACUAACAUUUAGAGAUUCUAUCCACCAUAACACUAAAUAAAGUAGCUAAUUUCGUAAAUUUUAAAUAUUGUUGCUAAUAAUCUAACACCAAAUCGUAAAAUAUGGCCGAUGAACAGAACAUGAUUGAUGCUCAAAAACAAUUCGCUGAUGUGGACAUAAAUAACGGCAGUGCCUCUGGAGCAGAGGAUGACGAGGAAGAAGAGGUUCCAGCGCCCGGUACUGUCGACAACGAUUUAUUUGCCAUAACACCAACUAGUGAAAUUCAUCGCCGUAUAUCAUCAAGUAAUCUCGAAGAUGUGCUUACCGACAAUGGCGACUAUUUCAUAGAGGUAACAGUGGCAGAGCCACAAAAAGUAGGCGAUGGCAUAGGCUCAUAUCUUACUUAUAAGGUAACAACGAAAACAAACAUUCCGAAAUUCAAACGCUCUGAAUUCAGUACAAUGAGAAGAUUUAGUGACUUUUUAGGAAUACACGAUGUAUUAUCAGGAAAAUAUACAAGACUUGGUAGAAUUAUCCCACCGGCACCAUCAAAAAAUAUUAUAGGUAGUACCAAAGUGAAAAUGAGUCCACAACAAACAGAGCCCGGGGCACCGCGAAAUGCCGAGUGGGUUGAAACGCGAAGAGCUGCUUUGCAACGAUAUGUGAAUCGCACAGCUCAGCAUCCGGUGUUGCGAGUAGAUCUCGACUUCAUAAAUUUUUUGGAAAGUGAUCAAGAACUCCCUCGCGCAGUUAAUACAGCAACUCUCAGCGGGGCUGGAGUAAUGCGUCUUUUUAAUAAAGUCGGAGAAACCGUAAAUAAAAUCACCUAUAAAAUGGAUGAAAGUGAUCCUUGGUUUGAUGAGAAAAUUACUGAAGUAGAAAAUUUGGAUGCGAACCUACAAAAAUUGCAUUCAGCAUUGAAAUCUCUAGUUAACACACGUAAAGAGUUAUCUGCGCUGACUGGACUAGUUGCAAAAUCGGCGGCCAUGCUAAGUACGUGUGAAGAGCACACUGGUUUGUCCCGUGCACUCUCAAACUUAGCUGAUGUAGAAGAGAAAAUCGAAUUGCUACGUUCAGAGCAGGCCAACUCGGACUUUUUCAUAAUGGCAGAAUUCGUAAAAGAUUACAUCGAUCUAUUUAGCGCUGUUAAAUCGGUAUUUCAUGAGCGCGUCAAAGUUUUUCAAAACUGGCAACAUGCACAACUACAAUUGUCGAAGCGACGAGAAAAUCGAGGGCGUUAUGAACUCGCUAAUCGCACUGACAAACUAGAACAAGCGCAACAAGAAGUCGAAGAGUGGCAAACAAAGGUUCAACGCUGCCAACAACAGUUUGAUGAUAUAUCAACCGAGAUAAAAAAAGAAAUGGAACGGUUUGAGUUGAACAGAAUACGUGAAUUCAAAGUAAACACGAUGAAAUAUAUUGAGGAUCAGAUGGCGCAUCAACAACAGAUUAUUUCUUAUUGGGAAACUUUUAUACCCUCUGCCAGAGAAAUUGUUUAAAAAAACUGUUUACGCUCUCAUAAAUCGCUUAAAUGCAGAAUCGUUUUGUGAAACGCCUUUUAUAUAUGUAUUAAAAGUAAUAACUAAUAAAUAAUUCGUAUCCAAGCAGGAAAUUUGUGCUACUGAAAUGCCGUUAUAAAUGUUUUAUAUAUAGCAUAUAAAACUAAAGGGCAAAAAUUCUGUGUAUCUACGUUCCACAAAGUAUUUUUUAUUAAAUAUUAUUUUUUAUGAUUUUUGUAAAGUAUUCCACAAAAAGAAAAUUUGUUAAAAACAUUUAAUACAUGUAUAGGAUUAUUGAUUGAGUAUGUGCUCUGUUAGCUAAUAAAAACUAUUGAAUAUUUAAUAUAUAAUA